AUGACCAGCGGAAAGUCGAUAAAAUCUCACGGAACAAAUUCUAGCAACGAAAAACCAACUGAUUUGACUCCAGUAGAUACGAACGAAGCAUAUCGCAUGGGAGUAAAACUGUUGCAUGAGAAGUGUAAGGCAUUACAGCGAAGCAACGAACGGCUUGUGUUUAGGCUACACAAGGUCCAGAAAAUGACAAGGACUCGGGCACGAGAUGUUGAGUUCCUAAAAGCAAAGUUGGACUCCUAUGGUGAUGGAUGGAGAACAGCAUCGGAUCCUACGGAUAUCAAGGAAGAAGGAGAGGAAUAGAUUAUUAUUGUUAAGGUAAAUUUCAUUUAUUGAUAUUCUUAACAACUGCUAACCUCGAAACCAACCUCCUAAACUACAAGACGGUUAACGUCAUUUAGAUUGUUGUAAAUGAUGUAAAAAAUACUGUAAUUGCUGUAA
Messenger RNA from Anopheles nili, 438 nucleotides. RefSeq names its product TCF3 fusion partner homolog. The record is from RefSeq and is a predicted model, not a curated record. Gene Ontology annotation, molecular function: DNA binding. Gene Ontology annotation, biological process: apoptotic process; positive regulation of apoptotic process; apoptotic signaling pathway. The transcript is spliced from 2 exons. NCBI's taxonomy places the organism in Eukaryota, Metazoa, Arthropoda, Insecta, Diptera, Culicidae. Bases 1 to 300 code for a protein of 99 amino acids. Gene Ontology annotation, cellular component: Ino80 complex.